Messenger RNA from Talaromyces atroroseus, 1119 nucleotides. RefSeq lists its product as hypothetical. NCBI's taxonomy places the organism in Eukaryota, Fungi, Ascomycota, Eurotiomycetes, Eurotiales, Trichocomaceae. Bases 1 to 1119 code for a protein of 372 amino acids. Gene Ontology annotation, biological process: NADPH regeneration. The transcript has a single exon. The record is from RefSeq and is a predicted model, not a curated record. Gene Ontology annotation, molecular function: nucleotide binding; oxidoreductase activity. Gene Ontology annotation, cellular component: cytoplasm.
AUGACAACCCUCAGAGUUGGCGUCAUCGGAGCCGGAGAAGUCGCCCAAGUCAUCCACCUCCCCACGCUCUCUCUCCUCUCCCACCUCUACCAAACCGUCAGCAUAUGCGACAUAUCCCUCCAUACCGCACAACACUGCGCAACCAAAUUCCACAUCCCACGCGCCACGACCGAUCCCCUUGAAAUCAUCAACGACGCUAACAUCGACGUUGUCUUCAUCCUAACCAGCGACGAGUUCCACGCCGAAUACACCAUCGCCGCUUUGCAGGCCGGGAAGAAUGUCAUGGUCGAGAAGCCACUGACGCUCUCCAUACCAGCUGCUCAGCGCAUUAUUGAUGCCGAGAAAAAAUAUGCAAAGGGGAGAGUGUUCGUAGGCUAUAUGCGUCGCUAUGCGCCUUCAUUCACAGGCGCGUUUCUGCGCGAAGUAGCUUCCAUACCCAAGAUUCUGUAUGCGCGAGUGCGCGAUAUGAGCGGACCCAAUGCGUUUUUUGUGAGCCAAAGUGGCACGUUCCAGGUCAAGAGUAGCGGUGCAGAUAUCCCGGAUACUGCGGUCGAGACACGAAACAGGUUACUAGACGAGUUGUACCGUGAAGCAUUCCCUAAUGCGCCCAAUGGCGUCGUCACAGACGCCAUGAAGAAGUACUGUCGUUUCCUGGGCAGUCUUGGCUCGCACGACUUGUCGUUGAUGCGCGAAGCACUAGGUGGAUUGACGCCGUACUCUAUUGACGGGGUUUCGGUGAAUGACCCGUUUUAUUCUGCUAUUCUCAGCUUCAGGGACGGGAAGCAAAACGAGUUUGCGGUUAUGUACGAAAGUGGGAUCGAUUGUGUGGCUGAUUUUGAUGCCCACAUGGCUGUUUAUGGGGAGAAGAAGCGUGUUUCGAUACAGUAUGACACGCCUUAUGUCAAGGGGUUGCCGAUCAAAGUUCGUGUUGAGGAGGUAAAUGAGUAUGGUGAGAAGGAGGUUAGGGAGAUUGUUUCGAGUUAUGAGGAUGCUUAUACGGCUGAGUUGAAGGAGAUGUAUGAUUGUUUUGUGAAUGGGAAGGAGAUUAAGACGACCGCCGAAGAUGCGGUGAAUGACUUGAAAUUGUAUGAUGCGAUGUAUCGGAAGGCUGGGUGGUAG